Messenger RNA from Boleophthalmus pectinirostris (great blue-spotted mudskipper), 1626 nucleotides. Its product is annotated as homeodomain-interacting protein kinase 2-like. Gene Ontology annotation, molecular function: transcription coactivator activity; protein serine/threonine kinase activity; SMAD binding. The record is from RefSeq and is a predicted model, not a curated record. The coding region runs from base 1 to 1626 and encodes 541 amino acids. The transcript is spliced from 3 exons. NCBI's taxonomy places the organism in Eukaryota, Metazoa, Chordata, Actinopteri, Gobiiformes, Gobiidae. Gene Ontology annotation, cellular component: nucleus; cytoplasm; PML body. Gene Ontology annotation, biological process: positive regulation of transcription by RNA polymerase II; smoothened signaling pathway; peptidyl-threonine phosphorylation.
AUGAUGGCUGGAACAAACCGUCAGGGUGAAGUCAUUUUGGUGAUAGGUAAUACGAUUUCUAGCGAUUUUGGUUCGUACCAGAUAAAGGAGCUGAAGGGAGAAGGCGUCUUUGGACGCGUGGCCCGGUGCUCAGACCUGUCAACCAACAGAGAUGUGGCUUUGAAAAUCUCUAAAUUUAUGAAGCUCAGAGCAACCAGAUAUGAGGCCAAUAUUCUCCAUGAGCUGCUCAGUGUGAGUGAAGCCAAAAACAUAGUAACGUUUGUGACAUCUUUCGCUUACCAGAACCAAUACUGUCUGGUAAUGGAACUUUUAGAUCAGAGCUUGUCUGAGUUCAUGAAAAGUAGGGAGUUCAAACCAAUUCAUGUUUCAGACAUCCGCUACAUCGCUGAGCAGCUCCUGGUAGCAUUUAAAGAACUGAGCAAGAGGGGACUGGUUCACGCAGAUCUCAAACCAAGCAAUGUAAUGCUGGUUGACCACAAGCGUGAACCGUUCAGAAUCAAGCUCAUCGAUUUUGGGCUGACUAAGAGGGUGAAGAGCUUAGUUCCUGGUGUUAUCAUGCAGCCGCUUGGAUACCGGGCCCCAGAAGUAAGUUUGGGAUCUGAACUGAACCAGACAGUUGAUAUGUGGAGUCUUGGCUGUGUGCUGGCAUUCUUAUACCUCGGCCAGAAUCUGUUUCCUUGUCAUUGUGAAUACGAAAUGGUUAGGAUAAUUACACAGAUCCGAGGCUUACCCGAUCCCGAACAACUUGAAAAGGGCUUGUUUACACAUCUCUACUUAAGGAAAUCUGAUGAUCGCUAUGAGAUGUGCCCACAAGAGGACUACAGUGCCAAAUUAGGCAAGAAUGUCAAACCCUGCAAGAACUGGUCUAAAAACUUCACGUGUUUGGAGGACAUGAUGGAGUUCCACCCUAAACCAGUCCUUCAACUAGAGAAGCUGAAGACUAUGCACUUUUUUGAUCUUUUGAAACUGAUUUUCGAGGUAAAUCCAGCAAAAAGGAUCACCCCGGAAAAAGCGCUGAAACACUCUUUUAUUAAACAGGAGGCCGCUCGUAAAAUGGCAAUCAAGAGAUACCUUCAAUCCGUUGACUGGUUUCUUUCUUCAGAAGAUGAAGACACAUUCUCGGAUUCAAGUUCUGAGGAUCAAUUUUCCACUGCUGGGACUAGCAACAACAACAUUAGGAAGUUUAGCAAGAAUAAGUCCAGUGGAAAGUCCAAAGCUGCGUUCGUCAGUGACUCUGAAGAUGAGACCACUGCAGAAACCACCAGGAACAAGAAAUUAUGUGAAAAGUCCCACCCUUCAGUUGUUGGCAGAAUGUAUUUCAGUUCUUCUUCGUCGGGCUCUGAGGAUGAGUGUGACAGUUGUCCAACAGUCAAUCAACUCAUCCAAAAGCUCACAGAAAGUGGCAAACCUGUUACACAAACUGAAUUGGGCAGAAAAACAACUGUACAGAGCAGUGAUGACAGCCGGAGACGAGAGGCAGCUAAGCUUCUGUCACAGUCCUCAUUGAAGAUGAUAGAGUGGAGCCUGGAGGAAGAUGGAGAAAGGCGAGUGGGGCGCAUGCUCGGUGUGGGGGUGCCGUCUGUACCAUGUGACCUGCUCUCAGACCUGCUCCUCGCUGCGACGUGA